AAAAAAGCAAACCAAAACAUGUAAUGUGAUUUAAUGUAAUAAACUCAUCACAAACAGAGCUCUGUUUAUCUUUUCUUCCAUCAAUCCAAUGGCUGAUCAGAUUCAGAUCCAGAUAAUGAACCAAGAUCUUGAAGAACCAAUGGCUGAGAUCAUGCCAAGUGUUUUAACGGCAAUGUCGUAUCUGUUGCAAAGAGUAUCGGAGACCAACGACAAGCUGAGCCAGAAACAGAGGAUCUCAAGCUUCACUGGACUAACCAAACCUUCCAUUUCCAUCAGAAGCUAUCUCGAGAGGAUCUUCAAUUACGCGAAUUGUAGCUAUUCGUGUUACAUCGUCGCGUAUAUAUAUUUGGAUCGGUUCGUGAAGAAGCAGCCAUUUUUGCCUAUCAAUUCCUUCAAUGUGCAUAGGCUUAUAAUCACAAGUGUUUUGGUCUCUGCUAAAUUCAUGGAUGACUUGAGUUACAACAAUGGAUAUUAUGCAAAAGUUGGAGGAAUAAGCAGAGAAGAAAUGAACAUGCUUGAGCUUGACUUCUUGUUCGGAAUCGGGUUUCAGUUAAACGUCACCGUUUCUACUUUCAAUAACUACUGUUGUUUUCUACAAAGAGAGAUGGGGAUGUUGACGAAGAUGAAGUCUCUGUUUCUAGAACCUUCUCUUUCAUUCAAAAGCUCUUCUAAGACGAAACUUCUGAUGAAUCCACACGAGGACGACUCUUUAUCCACUCAUCACAAUAAGAAGCAACUCGCUGCUGCUUGAUCAUAUUUAUGCAUUGGGUCGUAUAAUCACAUUGUUGUGUACUGUAAAACCUUCUUUUAUGUCCGAGGGUUCUUGAUUAGUGAUGUACUGAUGUUAGCUUAGAAUUUGUAUUGUACAUCUAGAGAUUGGUUUCUUGAAUUGAAUCGAUACAAGUUGAACUAAAUGCAAAUCUGAUAUAAUAUUUGUUUUCUUCAAAUGAUCAAAACAAGCGUUUGGAAACAAACAAAAACACUAAAAGAGAUCACACUUUAAAAACAUGCAGACAUUAUAAGAUAUGUCGAGCGCAUAAUCUAUAUAAAAAGCAUUCAAGACAAAGGAAGAUAAGUUACAUUUAGGAGGGUACCAAACCUAAUAAUCUUUAAUCUUACAAACACUUAUACUCCUCCCAAAAUAUUUUGGUUGGGAGAAAUUACCAAAUAAAACAUCCUUACGGAUGAAUCUUACUACCGUGGCUCAAAGCGGCAACUUCACCGUUGGAACCACCACCACCACCACCUCCACCAGACCGGCCAUUUCCGCUUCCGUAACCAUAUCCACCACCACGUGCUCCACCACCUCCAGAACCAUAUCCAUAUCCGGUACCUGAUCCGGAUCCGGAUCCAUAACCGUAUCCGGAUCCUCUUCCCCAUCCUGUUGGUGAUCUACCCGAGCCUGAUCCGAAUCCCCAUCCAGAUCCUGGAGCAGAGCCCCAACCCCAGUUGUACUCCCAAUUGGGCCCACGGCCCGACCCACUUUCGCCGGGAUAGUUUUGGCCUGGCAUGUUACCCCUCGACCAUGCGAACGGACGGGAAACUGAAGUCUUUGCAGUGAUUAAAAAGAAAAAAACCAA
Messenger RNA from Arabidopsis lyrata subsp. lyrata, 1580 nucleotides. Its product is annotated as cyclin-U4-3. NCBI's taxonomy places the organism in Eukaryota, Viridiplantae, Streptophyta, Magnoliopsida, Brassicales, Brassicaceae. Gene Ontology annotation, biological process: regulation of cyclin-dependent protein serine/threonine kinase activity. Gene Ontology annotation, molecular function: protein kinase binding. The record is from RefSeq and is a predicted model, not a curated record. The coding region runs from base 89 to 751 and encodes 220 amino acids. The transcript has 2 exons.